AAUAAAAAAUGCCCCUCUCAUAAAGUUUAUCUCGCUACAUGAACGUGUCCACAUGAAAUCUCAAUAGCAGAGGCUGCUCCCCAGCGCUUCAUCAUGGCUCGCUCUACAAUCCUCUUCUUGGGCCUCGCUGGUGCCGUAGCCAUCGGCUCAGCUGCCUUUACAAUCAUUUCCUCGCCCCUCCUUGGAAGACGCAGCCUCUUGACCAUUGUCGCUUCCGGCAUAGCUCUCAUCAUCUUUGCUUCAACAAGACACAUUCAGCUCCUCUCACAUCGCAGCUCCAAACGAAAUGCAAAGCAACAGACAGCUUCUAAUUCACAGCAUGGCGUCGGCAUUCCUCAGCCGCCAAUGGACUACAACCUAUUUGUCCUCGGCUCAGGCGGGCACACCAAAGAGAUGCUCAUGAUGAUGGACGACGGCUUCUACCAUUUCGCAAACUCUCACCGCCGCUACCUCAUCUCCAGCGGCGACUCCAUGUCAGAGAACCACCUCGAGGACUACGAACAGAGCCUCAAGACCCUGUGCAAAUCUCACGACUCGUCAUCCGGCACCUACGACAAGCGCAUCGUCACGCGCGCGCGCAGAGUCCACCAACCUCUCUGGUCAACGCCCUUUACGGCUCUGCUCAGCAUUCUCGACAUCUUCCCCGCUCUGCUCGUUUCGCCAGACAACGAGGUUGGGAGGAAGCUGCGGUAUCCCAGCCGAGUCUUUUCCAACGGGCCGGCUACCGGGUUCUUUGUUGCGCUGGCGAUUCAUUUGCUGAAGAUGCUCUAUAUUGUUCCAGAGACCUGCAUGAAGGUCAUAUAUAUCGAAUCUUGGGCUCGGAUAUCGACCCUAAGUCUAACGGGCAAGUUACUGUUGCACACCGGCAUAGCGGAUGUCUUUGUCGUACAGCACGAAGAGGUGGCCAUACGGUAUGGCGUACAGAAUGCUGGAGAAAUUGUGUUUAAUUCUCGCCGCUUGGAUGAUAUAGAACCAAGCCCCGUCAAAUGCUAGCGGACUUUUUGGCUCUUCCCUUUUAACCUUUUUUUCUUCGCCUCAUUUUCUCCAUCUUCUCUUCAUACACAUCAUAUAAUACAAGAAGUGCCAAAUCUGGCCACCAUCCACACACAUACACACAUCUAUAUGCCUCUCUCUAUUAUGCUGUUGCCGGUACAGGCUGUGCCUCCGCCUCUGCGCCAGCCUCCUCAUCCUCCAGUCCAAACGUCUCAAUCUCCGAGCUUGCCCUGGCCUCCCGGUUGGCCGUCUCCUUGCCGGCCCAAAUCUUCCAGU
Trichoderma asperellum CBS 433.97 is the source of this 1269-nucleotide messenger RNA. RefSeq lists its product as uncharacterized. Gene Ontology annotation, cellular component: UDP-N-acetylglucosamine transferase complex. Gene Ontology annotation, molecular function: N-acetylglucosaminyldiphosphodolichol N-acetylglucosaminyltransferase activity. Gene Ontology annotation, biological process: dolichol-linked oligosaccharide biosynthetic process. The record is from RefSeq and is a predicted model, not a curated record. Lineage: Eukaryota; Fungi; Ascomycota; Sordariomycetes; Hypocreales; Hypocreaceae.